AGGGUCCGGGAAGCAGAUGUGGGUCAUACCACUCCUGGUCUAGCUGGAGGGUCUUGCGCUUCAAGGGACAAGUUCUGCACGUGAAUAUGAGAAGAGCCAUGUGUGCAAGACAAGAAAAAUGAAGAUGGGACAUUUUGAAAUGGUCACCAUGCUGCUGGCAGCUGCAGUUCUAAUGGACAUCUUCCAGGUGAAGGCGGAAGUGUUAGACAUGGCAGAGGAUGCAUUUGACGAUGAAUACCUGAAGUGCAACAGCAGAAUGGAAAUGAAGUAUAUUCCGCAGAUGGAGAAGGAGGAGUGGGCCAACGAUGCGCUCCUGCGAACUGUGUGGGACAAUGCAGGGAUCCAGUGGGAAGCGCGGAAGGCUCAGCUCUCCCUCCCUAGGAACUUCAAGGAUGCCUACGGAAUCGCUCUGAUGGCUUACGUGACUGAGGCUCACGAGCAGACUCGCUUUUACCACACAUUCAACAAUGCCGUGAAGUCUGCCGGCCUGUCCCGAAGACUGUACAUCUAUAACUUUCCGUUCAAGGCUUUUCACUUUUACCUGGUAAGAGCCCUGCAGCUGCUGAGACGACCUUGCGAGAAAAGUUACAAAAGCGUGGUGUACAGCACAAGCCCGGACAUUUCAUUCACAUUAGGAGAGCAAAACCCAGCCAGGCUGGGCAACUUCACAUUGGCCUAUUCAGCCAAACCUGAGACAGCUGACGACCAGCAGGUGCUAACCAUCCAGACCUGCUUUGGAGUUGCCGUGGGAAAGUUUCUUAAUAAAGAGAAUGAAGGAGCUGUUUUAAUACCUCUGAGUGAGGUCUUCCAAGUGUCGAGGAAAGAAACUGGCAAGGGCCUCAUCCUCCAGAGCAUCAACAGUACCUGCAGCUACUAUGAGUGUGCAUUCCUCGGGGGUCUAAAAACAGAAAACUGUAUUUCGAACCCAGAAUAUAUUGACCCUAUGUAUUUCUACAACCCGGAUAUGGACAGUCAGAAGCUUGAAGAUUCUGUGUCUGGAAUCAAACCCUGGGCCCCCUGCAAGCUAGGUAGGAAAAGACUCGACUCUGACAUGCCAGAAGUUAAAGUGCUACAAACAGAUGAAAAUCCUCCUCUGCCGGAUGAAAAGCCUGACAGAAAUGGAGAAAAGGCCACCAGUCCUACUCCAGGUCCAGUUCCAGUUCCAGGUCCGAAAUCCCAUCCUUCUGCAUCCUCUGGCAAUUCACUCCUUCCGUCAGUUGUGGCAUCUACCAUUUUACUCGUCAUUUCUGCUGUAAACUUCAUCGAGCUAUAGCUUGAAACGCUAUCUUACUCUGAAAGAUGCUAUGGGUAUCCCACAGGAAGUCAAGAGGAAAAAAAAAUGUAGUUUUCCUUGGACAGACUCACUGUAUAAAAAAAGAACUGUAUAUUUGUUCCUUGUUUUACAAUUUAAAAAGCUGGUCCAGAUAGUGUCAUAGAAUUAACUUUUCAUUUCCGUAUUAAUUUUAGGAUUGCAAAAAUCCUAAACCUGUAUACUUUUGAUUGGAUUCAAUAAAAAUUUUAAGUUUACUGUUUUCCUGUAA
Molecule: messenger RNA, 1541 nt
Organism: Mastomys coucha (southern multimammate mouse)
Lineage: Eukaryota; Metazoa; Chordata; Mammalia; Rodentia; Muridae
Gene: Art3
Product: ADP-ribosyltransferase 3
Exons: 11
Coding region: 119-1273 (384 amino acids)
Molecular function (GO): NAD+-protein-arginine ADP-ribosyltransferase activity; NAD+ poly-ADP-ribosyltransferase activity
Source: RefSeq, a predicted model, not a curated record